Camelina sativa (false flax) is the source of this 1704-nucleotide messenger RNA. Its product is annotated as cytochrome P450 71B31. The record is from RefSeq and is a predicted model, not a curated record. Gene Ontology annotation, molecular function: heme binding; oxidoreductase activity, acting on paired donors, with incorporation or reduction of molecular oxygen; monooxygenase activity. Lineage: Eukaryota; Viridiplantae; Streptophyta; Magnoliopsida; Brassicales; Brassicaceae.
ACAAAUCCAGUUAGGAAAACAAAUGAUAAAAACCAUGUCUAUCCUCCUUUGUUUCCUCUUCCUCUUGCCUCUCUUUUAUUUCAUAUUCAAAAACCUUUUACCUUCGGCUUCUGGAAAGAAGCUUCCUCCGGAAACUAAGGGUCUCCCGGUCAUAGGAAACUUGCACCAGAUUGGAAGAUUGCUUCACAGUUCUCUUCACAAGCUUUCUUUAGAACAUGGACCAGUGAUGCUUCUCCGUUUCGGUGUCGUCCCUAUGGCUGUUUUCUCUUCCAAGGAAGCAGCUAAAGAAGUUCUCAAGACUUAUGACUUAGAGACUUGCACCCGUCCAAAGCUGGUCGCCAACGGGUUGUUUACUCACAACUUCAAAGACAUUGGUUUCACUCAGUAUGGUGAGAAAUGGCGAGAGAUGAAAAAGCUUGUGGGGCUGGAACUCUUCAAUCCAAAGAAGCACAAAUCUUUCAGGUAUAUCAGAGAGGAAGAGGGUAACUUGCUGGUCAAGAAACUAUCAGAAUCUGCUCAAACAGAAACCUUAGUGAAUUUGAGAAAAUCCCUUUUCUCCUACACUGCCGGUAUCAUAUUUAGACUCGCCUUUGGACAAAACUUCCACGAGUGCGAUUUCAUUGAUAUGGAAAAACUUGAAGAGCUUGUGGUAGAGGUAGAAACCAACGUAUGCAGCCGUGCAUUCACUGACUUCUUCCCCACAGGUCUCGGUUGGCUUGUAGACCGGAUCUCCGGUCAGCAUGCGAGGAUGAACAAAGCCUUUACAGAACUUACCCAUUUCUUUAAACAUGUUAUCGACGACAUUUUGAAGACCAAACAAGUUCAAGAUCACUCAGAUCUCGUCACGGCCAUGUUGGAUAUGAUCGAUAAACCCACUAAAUUCGGUUCUUUAAAGAUCACUCACAAUCAUCUCAUAGCAAUGAUGUCGGAUGUGGUUUUGGCGGGAGUGAACGCAGGAACAGUCACAAUGAUAUGGACGAUGACAGAGCUAAUAAGAUAUCCAAGAGUAAUGAAGAAACUCCAAGAAGAGAUUCGAGCAACACUUGGAUCCAACAAAGAGAGAAUCACAGAAGAGGGUCUAGAGAAGGUUGAGUACUUGACGUUUGUGAUCAAAGAAACUUUCAGGUUACAUCCACCAGCUCCUCUCUUGCUACGAAGAGAAACAAUUUCUGACAUUGAGAUUCAAGGCUAUCACAUUCCCAAGAACUCCAAUAUCAGAAUCAACACUUACGCAAUAGGACGUGAUCCCAAUUGUUGGACUAACCCUGAAGAAUUCUAUCCGGAGAGGUUUUCCGAUACAUCUAUCAACUACAAGGGUCAGCAUUACGAGCUCUUGCCCUUUGGAGCCAGUCGUAGGAGCUGUCCCGGUAUGACCUUGGGAGUCACCAUUCUUGAGCUCGGCCUUCUUAACCUCCUUUACUUCUUCGAUUGGAGUUUGCCUAAUGGAGUGACCAUUGAUGACAUUGACAUGGAAGAAGACGGAGCGUUGAACAUCGGCAAGAAAGUCCCUCUCAAGCUCGUACCAACUCUUCCAUCAUCACUCGUGAAUAAAUAAGAUCAAGAUUUGUAUGUUUGCCACUUUGCCUCUAUCGUAGUACAUGUGGUUUUUCUUUCCUAUUUGAUUUGUUUUGUAUUACGUUUAUCCUCCUGGUUGACUUGUAUUGCGAAAUUAGUAUACAUCCAUGUUUUAUAAUGUUUCUUAUA